Messenger RNA from Fusarium redolens, 2553 nucleotides. Its product is annotated as OPT oligopeptide transporter protein-domain-containing protein. The transcript has a single exon. NCBI's taxonomy places the organism in Eukaryota, Fungi, Ascomycota, Sordariomycetes, Hypocreales, Nectriaceae. Bases 1 to 2553 code for a protein of 850 amino acids. Gene Ontology annotation, molecular function: oligopeptide transmembrane transporter activity. Gene Ontology annotation, biological process: transmembrane transport. The record is from RefSeq and is a predicted model, not a curated record.
AUGGCUUCUCUAGAACGACCAAGGACAACCAAUACAGAUGGUGAUAUUACUCUUGUAGAAAUCUCAUCCCGCGUCAAUGACGAACCGAAGAAUAACGGCAAUAGCAGUCGAGAGAACAGCGAGCAACAAGAACCAAAAGAACCCCUCAAAGACACCCUAAGAAGGCUUGUCGAAGAGCACGAGCAUGACCAGAAUUUCCCUGAUGACCUUCUCAACCGAGCACGAGAAUAUCUCGCGAACGAAAAUGACGAGCAACAAGAUGCUGAGCUAGGCCAGAGCAUCUCCAGAGAAUUCGAGGCCCAGAAGGAAUUGAUGCUCAAUAGCUCCAUCUAUCCUGAAGUCCGAGCUGUUGUAGAUGACACAGACGACCCAACCUUGCCAGUAGGCACGUUCAGGGUAUUCCUUUUGGGAACAAUUUUUGCAAUCGUUGGCACUGGAGUCGAACAGUUCUUUUCACUCCGAAUGCCUCCUAUUGGACUUUCGACAUUUGUGGUACAAAUAUUAGCUUUGCCCAUGGGGAAGCUGUUGGCGAAAUGGCUGCCGAUGAGGAAAUUUCGGAUGUUUUCCUGGGAGUUCACACUCAAUCCAGGACCAUUCAACCAGAAGGAGCAAAUUCUGAUUGCAAUGAUGGCGAAUGUGACCUUUGGCGGUUCUGCGAUUGGAGCCUACAUCGUGAGCAUCAUCCAAGUCCUGAAACUCGAUAUCUUCUACGGGGAGAAGAACCUCUCGAAUAGUAUCCCUUGGCAAAUCCUCACGCUCAUAUCGACCCAAUUCAUGGGGUAUGGAUGCGCAGGUCUGGUUCGAAGGUUUCUAGUAUAUCCACCUUCGAUGAUCUGGCCAAAAUCUCUGGCGAAUAUUGCGCUUGCCAAGGCUUUAAACAAGGAUAAUGGACAUUCUGAAGAUUCAGUGCAUGGAUGGAAGGUGUCGCGAUACAAGUUCUUCUUGAUCUGCUUUACUUCCAUGUUCUUCUACUUCUGGGUUCCCAAUUACUUGUUCAAAUCUCUUUACUUGUUCAACUGGCCGACAUGGAUAUCACCAGGCAAUGUCACUCUCGCCUUGAUAGCUGGAUCAACCUGCGGUCUGGGCCUCAACCCCUUACCAACACUGGACUGGAACGUCGCCACCGUUCUCGGCGACCCUAUAGUAACACCCUUCUUCACACUCAUGAACUUUGCAAGCGGCAUGGCAAUAUGGGGCUUCAUAAUCGCGCCGCUGGUAUACUUCAACAACGUCUGGGACACGGGCUACCUCCCCAUCAACUACAACUACAUUUACGAUAACCAUGGCUCGCGGUACAACAUCUCGCGCGUAUUGCUGCCUGACUUUACGCUUAAUCAGACCGCGUACCACGAGUACAGUGUCCCCCUCAUGACUUCCACUCAGGUGAUCAAGUAUGCGGCUGCCUUUAUGAUAUACGUCGCUACACCCGUGCACAUGUACCUCUGGCACCGUAAGGAUAUCAUGUCUGGAAUACGAGCUUGUUGGGCACGGAAGUCGCGAGAAGAGGAGUUUAAGGAUGUGCACAAUCGCCUCAUGUCUGCGUAUCCGGAGUGUCCUCACUGGUGGUACAUUGUCAUUCUUGUUGCGUCUUUCAUCAUCGCCUGUGUCUCGGUGAGUCUGUGGCCAACCGGUAUGCCAAUAUGGGGCAUCGUUCUAGCUGUCCUCUUCACCAUCGUGUUGCAGGUUCCGAUUGGAAUGCUCUUGGCUGUUACGAACAUAGAGGUUUCAUCGCGUAUCCUUUCCCAGGUCAUUGCUGGCUAUGUGCUCGAGGGCCGACCGAUUCCGAACAUGAUAUUCAAGAUGUUUAGUUUCAUGUCGACGCAUCAGUCGCUCAACUUUGCCAGCGAUCUCAAGCUCGCGCACUAUGCUAAGAUUCCACCAAGGUGGGCAUUCGCAGCACAGGUUUAUGCAACGCUUUUGGCAGGUUUUGUAGCGUUGGGCGUGAAUCACUGGUUACUUCGUAACGUUGAGGAUGUGUGUCAAACGCAUCAGAAAGCCCGCUUCACGUGUCCCCGUACGCACACUUUCUUCAUGUCCUCAGUGAUAUGGGGCGUUGUCGGGCCACGUCGAUUAUUCGGUACGCAAGGGCCCUACCGCGCCGUCACAUACACAAUCCCCGUCGGUAUCAUAUUCCCCAUAGUCAUCUACUAUAUCUCCAAGCGGCGGCCCAACGCCUUCUGGCGCAAUGUCAACGCGCCAGUCCUAUUCUCCGGACCGAUGGCCUGGGCACCUUACAACUGGAGCUACGUGCAGGGCUCGGUAGUUCUAGCGUUCCUGUUCAACAAGCUGAUCAAGAGGCGGUACGCGGCGUGGUGGGAGAAGUACGCGUACGUGAUGACGAGUUCUAUGAGCGCGGCGAUUGGUAUUUCUGGCGCGGUGAUGUACUUUGCGGUGCAGCAUACGGGGGUUGAGCUGGAUUGGUGGGGGAACAGGGUUCAGACGGAGGGUGUCGAUCAACAGGGUUUUAUGGCUGAUGGAAAGGUUGUCAACUGUUCGAUGUUGAAGGUGCCUGAGAAGGGUUACUUUGAUAUCGGGUUCGAUUGGAAGGUGUAG